AGCUGCAGAGAAACAACCGAAAGCUUUUCACCAUCUCCUCUACAAAGCUCAAUAAAAUCACCAUCAAACCUCCACCAAAUUCAACCAAAUUUCACCUACACUUAGCCCUUCACUUGGACAAUCACUUGGACAAAGAAGGAGCUGCACAUUCACGGAUUUUCUUGAGGCUUUUGGGACAUCAAAAUCUGGCAUUUUAGCACACAAGUAAGGUGUUAUACCUCAUGGGAUUGGUGACCUUUCAAAAUUGGAGAUGCUAUACUUGAGUGAAAAUAGUUUAAGAGAUUCCCUCCCACAGGAGCUCUUCAACAUUUCAGCUCUUAGAGAAAUAUCCAUAGAAGAGCAUGGACUAGAAGGACUAGUAUCAACUAGGUGCGAUAUAUACAGUUUUGGCAUUACCAUGAUUGAAGCAUUCACUGGAAAACGACCUAAGGAUGAGAUGUUCACAGAAGAGCUAAGCAUAAGGUGUUGGAUUCAAGAAACAUUACCAGGUUCUAUAGAUCAAGUUAUCGAUGUGAAAUUACUUCAUCAAGAAGACGAGCACGCUAAGGAAGACAUUGCUUGUGUAUCAUCUAUCUUGCAGCUUGCUUUAAGCUGCACUUCAGAUAUCCCAAAGAAUAGGAUCAACAUAAAAGAUGCCCUCGCAGCACUUGAGAAGAGCAAAAUUCAGUUUUUACAAAGAAAUAAGAAGGGCCGAAGCAUUCAAGAAUUUUGAAAUGAUGUGCAUUGAUAUUUAUGAAUAUGGAGGUUAGAUUGUCUUUCUUGUUUUUAUUAUUGACUGAAUUGUUCUUGUUCAUUUGUAUAUGUUGUUUGCAAGAAUGAAACAAUUAUAUGACAAUUACACUCUGUAUUGAUCAAAAUCAAUUUUAAUAUGACAAACAUGGUAUAAUAAGCAUUAUGAAGU
This is a messenger RNA of Coffea arabica (coffee), 901 nucleotides long. Lineage: Eukaryota; Viridiplantae; Streptophyta; Magnoliopsida; Gentianales; Rubiaceae. The record is from RefSeq and is a predicted model, not a curated record.